GUCUCUUUGCCGGUGGUAACGUUAUGACGGCUCAUUCUGUAGCGCGGGAAAAUCCACCCUAGCUAGUUUUGAAUGACGGGGUAAGUUUUCGGAGACUUUUAUAAAGUAUUAUUUCUCCAAAGCAGACAGCCAUGGACGCUUCGGAGGUCGAGUUCCUCGCCGAGAAGGAGAUGGUGAAGAUAAUACCCAAUUUCAAUCUCGACAAGUUAUAUUUAAUCGGGGGAGAUUUGGGUCCUUUUAAUCCCGGCCUGCCCCUGGACGUGCCUGUGUGGCUGGCACUCAACCUGAAACAGAGGCAGAAGUGUAGAGUCGUUCCUCCAGACUGGAUGGAUGUUGAGAAACUUGAGGACAUGCGCGAGGUGGAGAGGAAGGAGGACACCUUCACGCCAGUCCCCAGUCCGUACUACAUGGAGCUGACCAAGCUGCUGUUGAACCAUGCGUCCGACAACAUCCCCAAAGCUGACGAGAUCCGCACGCUGGUCAAAGACAUCUGGGACAUGCGCCUCGCUAAACUCCGCCUGUCUGCUGACAGCUUCAUCAGUCAGCAGGAAGCUCAUGCUAAGCUGGACAACUUGACUUUGAUGGAGAUCAACACCAUCAGAGGGUUCCUCCUGGAGUCGCUCAACUGCAUGUACAAGCUACGCUCCAACCUGCAGCCGGGGUCCAAUAAGGACUACUGAGGGACACAUCCUGCUGAUUCAGUCCGUGUUGAGGUCAGGCUGGGACGGCACUGUUGGACUUCUUUUUUUAACCCCAGGCAUCACCCCUAAGAAUUUAGCUACUGGCAUAGUUUAGCAUUUUUAUAUGCUUACGAGGGUUGCAUGAUAUCGACGAUAUACAUUUGGCAAUAGAUAUUGCAUGUUGACGACAUGUUCUAGCUAGCAAAUGACCACAUCCUCGCUAACGUCCCGCCGCAGUGUUAGUCGUUAAUUCUCGCCUCCAUGGUGGCAAAUAAACUACUUUUCUUACAGUAUCAUUAUCACUGGAGGUAGAGGAAUAGCUAAACAUGCCCCGCUCCACACCGUAGGAGGAUGCAAGAAGACAUGCUAACUCCUAAGCUAGCACUCAUGAAUGUAAACGGGUGGCGGAUGGAUACAAAUAUCAACAGUAAUCAUACACUGCAAAAAGUCAGUGUUCAAAAACAAGAAAAAAAAUACAAAAAUUAGGGGUAUUUUAUUUGAACUAAGAAAAAUUAUCUGCCAAUAGAACAAGAAAAUUCGGCUUGUCAAGACUUUCCAAAACAAGUAAAAUUAGCUAACUUCAAUGAACCCAAAAAUACCUUAAAAUAAGCAUAUUCUCACUAAUAACAAGUGCACUUUUCUUGGUAGAAAAAAAAGAGACAUUUUUGCUCAAUAUGUUGAAAAAUAUUCUUAAAUUAAGUAAAUGCUAGUGCCAUUGUCUUGACAUAAUGAUAUGCCCCGGCAUCAUGAUUUUUUUUUGCAUGCUUGAAGUAAGAAAUUAUUACUUUAAAAAAGUAGUUUUAUACUUGUGAGUGUUGAUGACACAGCUUUGCAUCAGUUGAUAUUCUAGUUUAAGCAUGUUUUACUCAAGAUAGGUCAUAACAUCUCAGCAACAAGCUGUAAUAUCAUCAUUUAGGACCAAAACACUUAAAACAAGUAAAACACUCUAACACAAAAUCUGCUUAGUGAGAAGAAUUAUUAUCUUAUCAGACAGAAAAUAAGAAAAUAUCACUUAUUUGAGAUAUUUAAUCUUACUUAGAUUUCAGUUUUUGCAGUGUACUAAUUUAUGAUCGAUACUGCAAGGAUUAAAUCGAUGAUUUUAUUAUCACAAAAUCAGUUUAUUUUGUAGUUUUUAUCGUUUAAAAACUCAGGAAAUGAUGAACUGGACACUAGGGCUUUAAACACAAAUAAAUGAUUUUAAAUAAGAUUCAAUACUAGUUAUUGUUUAUGUUUAGUUAUCUGCACUGUUGGCUUUAUUUUGGUCAAAAUAUGUCAAAGAAAUAAUGAAAUAAUUGUAAUAUUUAAUUGGUAUUGUUACAUCGCCAUUCUGUGCGUUUUUUUUCCUGAUUAUAAUUGUGAUCAAAAUUGAAGCAUUCAAUGAUCUUGAAGAUUUAGAGUAUCAUAAUCAGAAUUGGUAUGAUCAAUACUGCCCCGUAACUACUUGGUAUGCGAUUGAUGCCACAACUAAUGUAAAGUAUCCAAACAGAAAAAUAAAUGUUCAGUACAUUUUAAAGGGGAACUGCACUUUUUGAAAUUUGUAAAAAAACGCUAGCAAAAGUCAGCUGACAAUGAAGGUAAUGGUAUUCGCUCUUUUCGGCCUCAAUAUAGCAACACGAGCUAGUUUCCUUGCCUCUGUGAUCACGACGCCGCUAAAAUUACGGUAGUGCGUCUGCGCUUAUAAUAACAAUGUCGCUAAUACUUGGUUAAUAUUCAGGUCAAAACAUGUAAAUGGAGUAUUUUUGGCAUUUACAUUUUUUUUUUUUUUUAGCGGGCUAAAUGGGCGCAAUUUAUGUAUUUUACAAUUAGUGCAUAAAAAAGAAAAACAUGUGUUCUUGUCUUACAUAAAGAUUGUGAAUGAAAGGCAAAAGUCCAGAAAAGUGCUUUUCCUUUUUAACAGGAGUGUAGACAGAACCAUGCUACAACAGAAACUGACCAGAUACAGCAUUCUCAAUAAAUUGGUAAGCAAAUCAAUAAUAGUUUUGAUAAAAUAAUACAAUCAGAAAUGAGGCAGUAUGUUACUGAAUACGUCAGCAGCCAAGUUAGAAGCCAUUUUAACCUUUUUUUGAAAUGCUUCAAUUACCCGGUAUAUGGCAAAUAAUAUUUUAUUUAUAUAUAAAGGUGAUAGAUUUUAGGCCAACUCGCCCAUCCCACCUUAAUGUUCAUGUUAUAAAAGAAUGGUUUAUGACUGUGAUAAUAAAAACAUAAUUACCUGACACAAAUCAAAUCAGACAUUUUGGAAAUAUUUUAUUUUCUUUUUUUGUCUGAAAUCACAGCCAUAUAUUCAUAAAUACCUAAUUACUACAUUCAACAAAGAAUAUAUUACAUUACAAUGGGUUCAAACGAACAUUUCUGAAAACAGGAUUCACAGCAUCUAGACAUCCUCCACUGGUGCUAUUUUUGCGUGGCCAUGCGCGGGUGGUGAUAUAGUGGGGGGCGGGGCUUCUGCUGUAGCUUACCCGGGCCUUCCAACCAAUAGGCUGCGGCGUUCUGGCUGAACUGACAUGAAUGAGAAACAGUUGAGCUCCAUGCAAGUUUGGUCACUGACUGAAAAGAAAGGAGGCACUUAUUCAUCGGCUGAUAAUGUCUGCACAUUUCCCAAAUUGAAGUAUUGAAAUUCUCGCAAGUUGAUGGAAAGUGUUCAAGUCAGCGAGGAAGUUGUUAAUUUUGUCACAAUUUGGCAAGUGAUUGUUCAAUUGAAUGUAGCAUGACUGGCGUUUUUAGGCUUUUAGCUUAUUCCUAUUGUGGCCCUGUGUUUUGUUUUGGCUAAAUCAUUUCAAAUACAAUUGGCACUGGGCCCUUCAUGGUGGUGGAGAAAAGGCGGAGGCUUGUUACUUGAUGCCAUAUGACAUGAGGAGUCUUCAGGAACAUAAGCUGGUGGCUUUACUUCAUGUUUUUGAAACAAACAAACAAAAAAAAAAAGUCAAGUAAAAAAAACUGUCAAGUCAGCGGCACGGACACACUUUGCUGUGAAUAAAAAGUUAAGGAGAUCCUGUUUUCUGUUAGAAUGAGCUGUUCUGGCCAGCAGCAGUACAAACACUAAAAGCAAGGCUUUCUUUUCCAAACAAAUUGCCCAAAAAAAGCAUUGACAUAUAAAAAAAAAUGGCAGGCUUUUUUUUCUCUUUUAAAAGAACAAUGAUUAAAAUAAUAAACAUACAAAAAUCUUUUAAGUCUUCAUAUUAUAUACAAUAUAAGGCCGAAGCACCUUUUUAAAAUUUCUCAAAUUUUCUAUUUUGAAAUAAAACAUUUACUUAAUUCUUUUCAAAAUGUGCAUUUCUGCCCAUAUUCAAAGACGUCUUUGUUGUAACACAGUACCACCAGGUAGUUCUUCAGAUAGUCUUAAGUGCACGUCCACUUCUAACGCUCUCACGGCCGACUUCACUGCCCGGCCGGCCGUGGCGCCUUCUCAUGGACUUUAUUUGGAGGGGUCUUCUCCAAGGGAUUGGGGUUGCUCCGUCAUUGGCAGGAUUGUCUGUGUCUGGGUGGCGGCGAGGGCGGCUGAAGGAAAAGCAGGUGUGAGAGUGUGUGCAGCCCUGGCACACGAUGGCUUCCUUCACUUUUUAUCCAGCCUGCUUGGCGCCCAAGCGGGGAUGAUGGAUCUACUGUCAGUCUGAGAAAAGCAGCUGGGGACAGGGGGGGCUUUCCUGGAUGGGUGCUGUCACCUGGGGGGGUAACCCUUGUAAUGCCCACCUCUGGGCCAGUGUGUCUGUGGCAGAGUCAAACACUUCCUGAAGUGUUCCAGCUCCGCUUGCAGCUUCUCCCUUUCCAGCGCCAGCAUCUGCCUUUGGGACAUCAGCUCCUAAAGCAACAAAUGCAAUGUUAAUUCUUUUUUAUUUUUUUUAAAUAACUACGAGGGUUGCUCCAAUAAAUCGUUUCACAGCUGAAUCGCGAUUAUUAUUUAUUCCGAUUCAUAAUUUAAGAGUCAAUAAAAAACUUUAGUUUUCAAUAAACUUUUUUUUCCCGGACAUCUCUGCACUCAUUGUGCUUAUAAGUCAUACAUUCAGCAGCCAAGAGGAGAUUUUUGAAAAGGUUUUAUCAUUUUAAAAAGAUAAUUUCAUUUUUAUACCAAAUAAUAUAUCACAAGAAUCGUGUUGAAUCGAGAAUCGAAUCACGAGUUGUAAGAUUCACAUCCAUAAUAUUGACCAAAAAUAACAUGGUUUUUAAAAGAUGUUUUGUUUUUAUUUCUUCAACGUAGCUUACAUAAAACCAUUUUUAUCCACAUUUUUUAUUGUUAAAUGUGUAAAUUUGAACAAAUGGCAAAAUACUUAAGAUAUUGUUUUUCUUUUAACCUUUAGAAAAGUAUUUGAAACUCUAAUUAUAAAGGACAAUUUUAAGGAAAGCCUCCACUUCCCUAUUGCAUCUUCCUAAAUCAUUCUAGUUACUAACUAACUGACUUUUAUUUCAUUUUUUUUUGUAAAGUAAAGCCACACUUUCGACCGCCGACGCCCGCUAUCCAUGCUUGAGCUUGACUGACUCGCUCGGCUAUGCUAACACUUCCGGCGGUGGGCGCUUCUUCGUUGGUGUUCAGCGGCUUCUUCUUCCGGUUCGGCGGACAUAUUUUUUUCCGGUCGGCGGACUGGUAUCGAAAAUAGGAAUCGAAAUUUAAACUUUUGAACAAUUCCGGGAGAAUCGGAAAGUUAGUCCCGGUUCCAAUCGAUACUCGAUACCCAACGCUAUGCGUCUGUGAAAUUAAUGCGCCACUGUAUGCUUAAAAAGACCAAAAUACGCAACUGGUACAUGUUAUUAUGAAUGUGCCCUUUACUACAGUACAUAUACAGCGUGGAUAUGAAACAUUUUUGGGUGUAUUUAUAGCACUUUAUAGGCAAAAUAGUGUAUCCCAUUACCUCCCUUGUAAGAAGACUUUUGCUCGCGUUUAUUUACACUUUAGAAUGCAUUUAAAAAAACGUGUGCUUUCACACAUAAGAAUUUGUGAAUGAUAAGGCAAAAAAAAAAAAAGUGCAGUUCUCGUUUAAGGGCAUAGAAAGUGUCUAUAAGAGUGUAUGAACACUGUUUGGAGAUCUUAGGAAUACUUUAUAUCGAUGUAAUAUUUAUCAAAAUCAUAAAAUAGCAUCACUAUUUAGCAAAAAUGCACAUUUUCAUGGGGGUCUGGAACAUAACCCCCGUGAUAAUGGAGGGAACAAUUUAACAAAAAACAUUCGCUUUGUUACCUGUAAUACAAAAACUAAAAUAAUGUUUGUUUUCCCUAGGUUGUCGUAUACUGAUGUACUGUACAUUGAAUUGUUUAAGCAUCUUCAAUAUACAAAAUGUAUCAAAGUAGUUCCUCGCAUUCUUUAAUUUUUCAGUAUUUGGCUCUCUGUGGAAUAACUUUGGACACGCUUGUUUUUAUAUAAUCUAAAAUUGUCUUUUUUAAAGUGUAAGGAAAGCUAAAGACUUCAGGAGAGGUGCAGCAGCAGCUUGACAAAAACAAAGAAAAACCUGCUAAAUUAGCUUCAGUUAUGUCCAUCCAUACAUGUUCUAUUCCAUAAGGUCUUGUUUAAAACUGAAAUCAUUAUCUUUGGCUCACAGAAGCAAAGAUAAACGAUUAUUAGUCACCUUGAGACCCUCUCACUGAAACCUAAUAUUCAGGUUAGAAAUCUAGGGGUACUUUCACAGCCACAUUAGUUCAAUAACAUCAUCAGCUUUUCACCACCUGAAAAUAUAUUGCCAAAAUCAGAGGAAUAUUAUCUUAACCAGACUCAGAAAGACUAAUCCAUGUCUUUGUGUCCAGAAGGUUAGACUACUGUAAUGGCCUUCUCAUUGGGCCAUUACAGUAGGGACACAAGCCCUCGUAUUCUCUGCAGCUGAGUAAUGUGCCCCAACCUGGUGUAGAAGCCCACAUGCCAAGAAGGUCGAUACGGCCAUCAACAAUGCCCUCCGGAUCAUAAGUGGCUGCCUGAAACCCACCCCCGUGUUCUACCUGCCAGUCCUAGCAGGGAUAGCGCCAGCCGGCCUACGGCGAGAGGCCGCUACCCUCGCCCUGGCAAGGAAAGCCCAGGAUCACAGCUGGCACAUCCUCCAUGAAACCACCACCAUGGCAACACCUCCAAGCAGACUCAAGUGCCGCCACCCAUACAAUCAGGCCGCACAAGAGCUGCUUAUUUCCAUCCCGGAGGAUCUGACAACCAAAGCCUGGCUGGCAGCGGAAUGGAAGCAGGAGUGGGAGUCAGCAGGACAGACACGCCUACACCAUUACAUCCAGGAUCCUGGAGGUGGCGUGGAGGGAGAAGAUCUACCUCGCCGGCAAUGGACCCUCCUGAACCGCCUUCGCACAGGGGUUGGUUGCUUCAAAGCGUCCAUAAAGAAGUGGGGCCUAACAGACAGUGCAGCGUGUGAGUGCGGGGAGCCUGAGCAGACUGCCGACCACAUCAUCACCACCUGUCCCCGGCAUAGACCACCUUCAGAGGAGGGCCUCUUCCAAGUGGGACCUGAGACGAGGGAGUGGCUACACGACACGAAGAUGGACAUAUGAAGACGAUACACGAAAGAAGGUCACUGCACUGGCUUCCUGUAGCUCAGAAAAUAGACUUUGAAACAGUUCUCCUUGUGUACAAGUUUUCAUGUGCCAAAGUACAUCUGUGAAAUGUUAGAGCCAUAUGAACCAUCUCAAGUGUCUCCUGCUGCUGCCCACAGUCAGGACCAAACAUGGUGAGGCUGCGUUUCAUUUUUAUGCUUCUAAAAUCAGGAAUAGUCUUCCUGAAUAUGUAAGAUGGGCCUCAACGUCAGCAAUGUUCAAAUCCAGCCUAUAAACACUUUUAUUUAAUUGUGCAUAUGACAAUUUUAUUUUAUUUUAUCUACAGUAUUUAAAUUGAUGUAAUUAAUUAUGAUCAAGAGGGACAAGUGGUAGAAAAUGGAUGGAUGGAUGGAUGGAUGUUUUUAUGAUGAUUGUAUUUUCUGAUUUUAAUUUUAAUUGUUUUUUCUUCUUUUAAUUUUCUGUAAAGCACUUUGAAUUGCCUGGUGUACAAGUUGUGCUCAAUAAAUACAAUUGUCUUCUUGCCUAGUGUAGGGAUGCACAAUAAUUAUUGACAACAAUGGCAAUUAUGUCACAUUGAUAAUUCCUUUAGUGAAAAAUCAACUGAAAUGACGCGAUAAUAAUAAAGACUUAUCAUCUUUGUGUUUGUUGUUGGAUUCUCCGUUGAGACCUGUGCUGCCGCAUGGCUACUCAAACCCUCCCCUGCCUUGCUCAAACCCAAAGUGUUUACGAAGUACAAGGAAGAAGAAUUGAGAAACAUCUUGAACCAUAUUAAAUGAGAACAUUUUAUGCAUCUCAA
This is a messenger RNA of Entelurus aequoreus (snake pipefish), 7945 nucleotides long. It is a transcript of the gene gins2, whose product is annotated as GINS complex subunit 2. The record is from RefSeq and is a predicted model, not a curated record. Gene Ontology annotation, cellular component: GINS complex; nucleus. NCBI's taxonomy places the organism in Eukaryota, Metazoa, Chordata, Actinopteri, Syngnathiformes, Syngnathidae. Gene Ontology annotation, biological process: double-strand break repair via break-induced replication; DNA replication. The transcript has 5 exons. The coding region runs from base 132 to 680 and encodes 182 amino acids.